AUGAACAGCGCGAGCAAGGCCAUGCUGCUGCAGCCAGUCUCCCGUUCAGGCAGCAGUAGCCACCGCAGCCGUGUCAAUGCGGUGCUGUCAAUCCUGCUCGUCUUCUCCAUAGGAUAUGCCCUGGGCUUGAUCUCCAACUCCACCUUCCAGAACUCGUACAUCCCUCCGUUCUUCUUGGCGCCAUUGCUGCAUCCCUCCUCCAUGCCGUCGUCGGCGCCAGAGAAAUCACCACCGCCGUGCAAGGGUUUGCCGACGGCGACGGAUCUAUUCCUCUCGCCGAGCAGCGGCGGCGGAGGCAGUGCCAUGCACAACAUGACCGACGAAGAGCUGCUCUGGAGGGCGUCCAUGGCGCCGCCCAAGGCCACCCACGGGCGCACGCCGAAGCGCCGGGUGCCGAAAGUGGCAUUCCUGUUCCUGGCCAAGGGGGAGCUGCCGCUGCGGCCACUGUGGGAUAAGUUCUUCUCCGGGCACGACGGGCUCUACUCCAUCUACGUCCACGCCAACCCCGGCCACACUGCCAUCUCGCCGCCACCGGCAGACUCCGUCUUCCACGGCCGCACGAUCCCAAGCAAGAACACGAGCUGGGGACACCCCAGCCUAGCGGACGCAGAACGGCGUCUUCUAGCGAACGCGCUGCUGGACAUCUCCAACGAGCGGUUCGCGCUACUGUCCGAAUCCUGCAUCCCGAUCUUCGACUUCCCCAGAAUCCACGCCCACCUCCUCUCCUUCUCCCCCAGCUCCGGCGCCGGCAAUGGAGGCAUGAGCUUCGUGGACAGCAUCGACGACGGCAUCAGCCGCGCGCGGUACAACCCAGCGCACGCCGCCCACGGCGUGCCGAUCACGGUCUGGCGCAGGGGCAGCCAGUGGUUCGAGAUGGAGCGAUCCAUGGCGCUGGAGGUGGUCUCUGACGAGUUCCUGUACCCCGUCGUCCGGGAACAGUGCUACGACCCCAAGUACGGCGGCGUCCCGGACGAGCACUACGUGCCGUCGCUGGUGAGCUUGCUGGAGCUGAGCGCGCGCAUCGCGAACCGCUCGCUGACGUACCUCGAGUGGCAUGCCGGGACGGCGCACCCGUGGACGCAUGGCCCGGAGAAGGUCACGGAGGAGAUUUUCCGGAAGAUGAGGGCUGGCGGCGAAGGGGGGAAUUGCAGCUUUAGUGGUGGUGAUCAUGGCGGGUUGAGCGGCAUCUGCUUCCUGUUUGCGCGCAAGUUUGAGGGGAGUGCGUUGGGGAAGCUGCUCGAGCUGGCUCCCAAGGCUAUGGGCUUUGGGUCAGUGAUCUGAGAAAACGGUCGUUUUGAGUGGGGCUGGAUAAGGAUAAAGUUCGUAUAACUUGUUAAGAUAAGAAACAAAAUAUUAUCUCCGAAUUUCAGGGAUUGUUUACCCCUAAACUCUCUA
Molecule: messenger RNA, 1395 nt
Organism: Brachypodium distachyon (stiff brome)
Lineage: Eukaryota; Viridiplantae; Streptophyta; Magnoliopsida; Poales; Poaceae
Exons: 1
Coding region: 1-1281 (426 amino acids)
Cellular component (GO): membrane
Molecular function (GO): glycosyltransferase activity
Source: RefSeq, a predicted model, not a curated record